AUGGCCGCCAUCGAGUCGCGCUGGUCGGCGCCUAUCCCCAACUGCUCGUUGCAGAUGUGGAUUUUCGGCACUGCGAGUCGCCCGAUCCCCGACCGCGUCGCCUUUGUCAAUGCUGCCAACCCUAGCGACUCCUUGACCCUCAGGGAUUACCGCAAUCUCUCCAAACGCGUCGCCUUGGGCCUUCUUGAAGAGGGACUCAAGCCCGGAGAUCGAGUCUUUAUCCUUUCUCCCAAUAAUGUUUACUUCCCUCCACUCUUCCUCGGUGUGCUUAUGGCCGGAGGCAUCGUGACCGGCGCUGGCCCGGGUGCCAGGAGCGGAGAGAUCAAGCAUCAGCUCAAGGACAGCGGGGCUAGCUUCAUCUUUGUCUGCCAGAACCCACCGUCCGUCUUCAAGAUCGUUUUCGAGGCAGCCAAGGAGGUUGGCGUGCCGACGAACCGCAUCUUCGCCUUCGGUGGCACUGGCGACCGCCCCAUCUCGGAGAUCGCUCGGUCGGAUCUCUCUCGCGACCAGAGUAAAACACCUACGUCAGUCCCGACGCGUCACUGGACUGAGCUCUUGACGGUCCCUCCAGAAGAUGCUGAGCUGUGGCACUGGCCAGAACCGGAGAACCCGAAAGAGACGACCUGCUGCCUCAACUACAGCAGCGGCACCACUGGCUUGCCAAAGGGCGUUGAAAUUAGCCAUUACUCAUACGUGGCCAACGGAGUCGGCGUUACUCACCUGAUUCGUCUGCGUCCCGACCACGAAGCACGUCUCAAGAAAGAUCGCGCAUUAGCUUUCCUGCCGUUCUAUCACGCCUACGGCCAAACAUACUUCAUCUCCAUCCUGCCCUUCCUCGGCAUUCCCGUCUAUGUAAUGUCAAGCUGGAGCCUGCCUAGCAUGUUGGAGUACAUCCAGAAGUUCCGCAUCACCAUCCUACCGGCCGUGCCUUACGUCCUGACCGAGAUGGUCAACAAGGUCGAUCUGGUCAAGAAGUACAACAUCUCAAGCCUGGACUCUGUUGGUUCCGGCGCUGCCCCCCUACCUAAGGGUACCCACGAGGCAACGGAGCAUCUCCUUCAGGCAAACGACCCCAACUUCCGUGUCCGUCAGGGCUGGGGCAUGACGGAGCUCACAUGCACGGCCAUGGCCUGGGACCCCAACAGCACCAUGGGCUACUCGACCGGUGUGGGUGAGGUCGCGCCCAACUGCAAGGCCAAGCUGAUGUCCCUCGAUGGCAAAACACCCAUCACUACCCCCGGUACACGUGGCGAGCUCUGGGUCAGCGGACCGACACUCAUGCGCGGUUACUGGCGUAACAAGCGCGCGACGGACGAUACUAUCGUCGUCGAUGCUGACGGUACCCGCUGGCUCAAAACGGGAGACAUCGCUGAGGUCGACCGCUUCGGGCCUGGAGCCAUUUUUUUCGUGGUUGACCGCAUCAAGGAACUCAUCAAGGUCCGUGGCAACCAGGUCGCCCCUGCUGAGCUGGAGGGUGUGCUUGUGCAGCACCCAGAUAUCGAUGAUGCUGGCGUUAUCGGUGUACCUAAGAAAAACGACGAGUGCCCGCGCGCGUACAUCGUUCCGAGGCCGGGGUCGGGGCUUACGGAGAAGGAGGUUCAUCGCUGGAUUCAGAGCAAGCUGAGCCCUCAUAAGUGGUUGACCGGGGGCGUGAGGUUUGUGGAUGAGAUUCCGAGGAAUAAGUCUGGCAAGAUUGUCCGCAACCUGUUGAGAGAAAAGGCUAAGGAGGAUAUGGAGAACGAUCCCAACGCUCCUCUCUCGUCUAAGCUGUGA
Thermochaetoides thermophila DSM 1495 is the source of this 1773-nucleotide messenger RNA. RefSeq lists its product as uncharacterized. The coding region runs from base 1 to 1773 and encodes 590 amino acids. Gene Ontology annotation, biological process: secondary metabolic process. NCBI's taxonomy places the organism in Eukaryota, Fungi, Ascomycota, Sordariomycetes, Sordariales, Chaetomiaceae. Gene Ontology annotation, molecular function: CoA-ligase activity. The transcript has 2 exons. The record is from RefSeq and is a predicted model, not a curated record.